GAUUGUGCAGCACCUCAACAGCCAGAAUACCUGUUGGACUCCCUCUGCCAUACUGAGUGGUGGUCGUACUCGCCCCCUCCCUAGACCUGCUGACUACUAUCCAUUUUCUGACAUCCCUUCUGAAGGUACACUUCCCCACAUAGCACAGGGAGCUCUCCCUCCCAAGCUGUGCUUUCGCUAUCACCCCACAUCAGGAUAUAUCUAUGAUGAAGGCAAGAACAUAAUGCAGGAGAUGGAGUCCGACCAAUUUUUGUAUUGACGGAAGGACCAGUUUUAUUAUCCAUUUCAGGAUUGCGGGGAAUGGGAGCUUGCAAAAUUCAUGUGCAAAUGCUUGAUGCAGUCUCAAAUGGUCUGUUUCUUGAAACUUGAGUGGCUGAUUACAUGGCUCAAAUGGUUGCCCAGUGGACCCAGUUGGAAGCACGAGUUCCACUUACUCGGUUACAAAUCUACCCCAAUACACUUGAUCUACAGAGACGCUCUUGAAGUCGCGCAGCAUAUCUUUGCGAACCCGGUUUUUGCACAGCAUAUGAU
Serpula lacrymans var. lacrymans S7.9 is the source of this 531-nucleotide messenger RNA. RefSeq lists its product as uncharacterized. The record is from RefSeq and is a predicted model, not a curated record. The annotation marks the transcript as partial. NCBI's taxonomy places the organism in Eukaryota, Fungi, Basidiomycota, Agaricomycetes, Boletales, Serpulaceae. The transcript has 2 exons.